Molecule: messenger RNA, 2825 nt
Organism: Magnolia sinica
Lineage: Eukaryota; Viridiplantae; Streptophyta; Magnoliopsida; Magnoliales; Magnoliaceae
Product: zinc finger protein WIP6-like
Exons: 1
Coding region: 19-1443 (474 amino acids)
Biological process (GO): response to acidic pH; response to aluminum ion
Source: RefSeq, a predicted model, not a curated record
GCCAGAGAGCCAAGAGCCAUGGAUUCCGUUUCCUUUUCUUCACAAAAUCCCUCCUCCAUACAAAAACCCCAUCUCUUCCAAAACCCUCUCCCCGCCUCCGAUCCCGAAAUCCCUCUAUUCAAUCUUUCUAUCCUCCGUCAGAAGAUUGAUUCCCUCCGCCAAUCCCUUUCUCAGUCUCUCGAUUCCAACGCUCCGAUCUCCGCCGAACAGAUCAAUCUCGCCUCCACUGAAAUCGCGUCUGCAGUCCACCUGAUCAUCGUAAAUGGAGCGGCUCUCGUUGCGUUUUCUCAAAACCAGAGUAUCCGCCCUGAGAUCGGAGAUCGGACGGUUCCGAUUGCCGGAAAUCCUGGAAAUCGGCCAGAUAUGACGUGCCCGACGAACUCUACCGUCGCUGGAAUAAUUAUGGAUCCGAUUGCAGGAGGAUCUGCAAGAACGUCAGACCUAUGGAAUCGGACGGAUAUUCAGUUCGCUGGACAGGUUUCCGAGAUUUCUCACUUUGUUGGAGAAAUUGAUGAUUCGAUCGCAGGGAAAGCAGUGGAACCGUCCGAUCUACGUGAUCCGACAAAUCCUCAGCUUACAGUAAUGAGCGUUGAAGAUAUGAAGAUUCCAACUGGUUUUUUGGCCUCGGGGAUGCUAAACAAUCCAGAAGAUGUAAAAAAUUUGCCGGCAUGGCACAAAAAUCUGCCAGGUCUGAAGCUUCCAACCAAAUCUGCGGCCUCUGGAAAUCUGGGAAAAUCAGCAGGUCUUAGAAUUGCAGAGUCGGGAGAUCGAAAGGACGACGGAAUUGAUGGCAAUACUGAAAUCGUUGAGCUUGACAUGGUGGAAUUGCUCGUGGAGCACGUACAUUUCUGCGAGAUCUGCGGGAAGGGAUUCAAGCGCGACGCUAAUCUCCGAAUGCACAUGCGUGCGCACGGCAACCAGUUCAAGACGGUGGAAGCCCUAGUGAAACCAGACCGGCCGGAGGUCGAUUCGGGUAGGAAAAUCCGGUUCUCGUGCCCUUUCUCUGGCUGCAGCCGUAAUCGGUCUCACAAGCGGUUCCGGCCAUUGAAAUCGGCUAUCUGCGUCAAGAAUCACUUCAAGAGAAGUCACUGCCCAAAAAUGUAUUCAUGCAAUCGGUGCAACAAGAAGAGCUUCUCGGUCCUAGCUGAUCUCAAGAGCCACCUCAAGCACUGCGGCGAGUGCCGGUGGCGCUGCUCCUGCGGGACCAGCUUCUCGAGAAAGGACAAGCUGUUUGGGCAUGUGGCUUUAUUUGAGGGCCAUAUGCCGGUGGUUGUGGAAGAGAAGCCGAAAGAGGUAGUUGAAGAAGAAGAAAUGCAAUUGGAUGAAGACGAGCACGUUGAUCCUAGUGGUAAGGUUUCGGAUUUCGGGUUGCUCGAAGAUCUUUGGGAGGGAUUUGGUUCAAUUGGUGGGGGUUCGUUCGAAGACGCAUUAGGGUUUCUCUAGCAGGUGCGUAGGUUUUUUUUUUUUUUUUUUUUUUGAUUUAGGAUGCAUAUAUUCUUUCUGUUGUAUACGUGUUCUUCUUCUUGGCCUGUUUGGGUUGGUGGAUUCCAAUCGUUUCCUGUUGAAAAUUGUAAUUAUUAUGGAUGCGUGAUUGAAUAUAAGCUGUAAUGGUGUAAAAAAACUGCUGUCUCUACCUGCAAUGUUGCCGUUCGGUGUAUCUUGAAAAUCAGGACGAAACUACCAGGGAUUCUCCCAUCAUUUCCCAUAGCCCAUGAGUCUUUUAUACCCUCUCGGUAGGCCACAGGCCUAUGAUAUCAAAGCCAUCCUCGCAGCCGAUAUAACCAAAGGAGAUUGUAUUGUUGAAUCUUCUCCAUUUUCAUCUUCACAACAGGGAACGAUUGCCUCUACGAGAAGGCCAGAGGUGUUCCCACUUUGCAAACCCACUCCUGCACCUCUCCUUCUUUGAUCUUGAACAUCAUCUGAAUUGGUGCAAAGUCUCCGUAAAACUAGCUAGACCCAAAGUCAUUGUCAUCCCAGAUCCAGAUGGAGAACAGCAAGGUUGUGCAUGGAAAACCUGACUGAUCAGGGGGUAAUCUCGGAAACUAACAUGCAGUUCAUGUGACAAUCUUCUCAACGAUGAAGAAGUGAUUGUUGUUUUUGAACAUGCAGUUAGAAAACAUUGCAUGCUAAUUCACAUGGGGAUUACUCCCUGCUUGGUCCUCAUGGCUCAUUCUACCAUUGCCUCCCUUUUGCAUACGAAGUCAUUUCGAUUCUUCUUCUCUGUGUUCGUUAUUUGCAUGAUCAGUACUGAUGCCCCAUUGGUGCGUUCGUAUUUGCACAUGGGUGAUGAAUGCCCACUAGUCUAUGGUGGUGAUCAUGCUGACAGUCAAUGCACUUCUAUUCACCAGUGUGAAGCCCAUCCACCAAUAUUUGGGAGUUUCAAGUCCCACAAACUUGUCGUACCAUACUAGCAUCAAAUAUGGUGUGGUACAUGCUUAAAGCCGCCCACUUGUCGAUUUCAUGGCUUUGGAACCAUGGAAUCAUCAGUUAUAUUCAAACAUUAGAAAACAGUGGGAAUGUCUAGUCUUGUGGUCUACCAUUUCAGAACCGCACCAUUGAUUCUGCUGUCUUCAGUAGUAUCCAACCAUAGGAAGUCGGCAGAAAUACGUGCAUGCUAAUUAUUUUCACAUGUAAAUGAGCGUGGACAUAGAAUGGGGUUUACACCACUUUUCAGUUGACAGAUAAAGUAGUUCGCCAUCCUUACGAUUUUCAAGUACACUACGACAGAAUCCAUCAACCCAAACAGGCACAAUCAUGGCUUUGAACUUGCUGAAAUAAUCAUUACAAACAUUUUGUUGCAAUAAAGAUGAAGCUCUUUUGAAUUC